GCACCGCUGAAAGCAAAGUCCCGAAGACAUUUUUCUGGGAAGAAUGAACGGAUUACUUAUAAAUCACCAGUACCUCCUUCGGAGUUGACAUGGCGAACGUACCGAGCAUUUCAUCCGCUCAGACCCUACUAUCCCGCUGUGACUUCCGCCAAGUUCCCCUCUACACCGGUCAUUCAGUUUUACUUUUUAGGUAAACAGAAGCAAUUAGCGCGCUGCCUGCGUCAAAUAACCACAUUUAAAUCGCGUGCAGACGUACGGAUCAGCGAGUUCCGGCAUCGUAGAACCAGCUAUGAGAACACUGCCGUUGCUUCCGUUGUCUGUUCGUCAUCCUCCUCAUCCGUGACAGUUUGACCAUUAAGAAUCACAAUGUGCAGAAUGUGCUCCGCAGCACUGAGGUCACAGGAACGGCGGCUUCAGCAUGAAUUGGUCAGUAAAUUUGUGCAGUUUCCACCACACACGCUCUCCUUCCCCACGCAUCUGGACCUGAUGUCGAGAAAGGAUUAGGGAGACCGGAGGCGGGGCCGGGUGUAGUGACUGACGAAGUUAAGCGACCCGUCUGCGCCUGCCACACCUACGCACAAAGGACCAAAGUGUCACGGAAACGACGAAGUUCGAACCCCAAGUGAGUGGGAGUGCCAUAGAGGUCCCAUUAAAAGGGGGACAUUGCAGUCCAACUCUCCGUCCUGAGAGGUGGACCGAGUUAUCCCCGUCAGUUGGCAGUCUUCCAAGCCGCGGUUUUUGAUACACUGUGAUUGUUUUAGGGCGCGCCGGACUGUUUAGCAUGUAGAAACGCAGUGCAGUGCUGUGGGGCGCAGUCGCCAAAGUCCACUGCUGGUCAGCCAACUGAUACUGGGCUUGGGCGCGAGUGACUAACGGAGCUAAACAGUCCGUCUACGCGUGCCACAUACGACCUGCCCCCGCGCGGGACGCCAGAUUUUCGAAAUAAGUGUAUGGACGGCUCGGGUCUCACACGUUUUAGAGUGGCUACUGGGCCUGUCUCUCAGUCCACUGAGUAGUCACUCCAUCCAAGCACUCACAGGGCUGACUUUGAGGUCUGAGUCGUACCGUCUGUUGGCAUACUUGCAAUCCACGACGUUUGGGCACGUCGUGAUAGAUUUUAGCACGUCAGACUCAUUAAGGUUGGGAAUGUGCUGAAGUGCCCUGAGAUGGGGUCCCCAGAGUCUCUUGCGCGCCAGCCGACUGUCCGUGCCUGUCAGCUAUCUGGUGCGGGGAUUGGCCGCAGCGGCUGACAGAGCCGCAACAGAGCCUCUCGCAAGUACUUACACAUGAGCGCCGGUGGCAGCCUGGUUCUCAGCCAAUCAUCUUCCAGGCCGGAUCAGGCGUGCGUGCUCUCGCUCAAGGCGCUGUGACGUGUUCGCAGUGCUACUCGGGACGCCGCUCCUACGGCAACGGACCUGUUCUCUUGUCCAGCUGUCAAGUUGUUCUAACCGGUUCUCCAAUCCUUCUGUACAGAAUACGGUAUCUUUUCAACUGGUGUCUAACACCUUCUGUUUGUAUUCGGGACCGGGCCUGAAGGCCGUAGUGGCUAGCGUCUGUCCAUGGCUUAAGCUGACACGACAGUGCCUCCUCUUCAUGCACCAGAUAAAAAUCUGUAUUAGGACUUGGUGGUGAAAACCGUGACGGCGCUUUUAAAUUAAGCACUUUAAUUCGCUUUUAGCAUGCCGAGACGAUCGACAGUGCCACCCCAGGCUAAGCCCAUGUCGAGAAACACCAAACAAAAAAGGCGACGCCAUUUUCGGUGCCCCCUCCACUAUCACGACUGACCGCGGUGGCCAAUCUGAAUGUCGCCUAUUCCAGUCUCCUCUCCUUUUUAGGCUGUACUAGCAUUCGCACUACAGCCUAUCAUGCGGCAGUCAACGGGAUGGUCGAGCGGUUUCACUGCCAGCUGAAGGCCUCCCUACACGCCGCAGUCGAUCCGGAGGAAUGGACGGACCACCUCCCCCUGGUCCUGUUGGGCAUCCGCUUCUUCCUCAAGUUGAACCUUAACUGUCCCACCGCUGAAAUCGUGUUUCUUGCCAUCGUCCGACUGCCCGGCCAGAUGAUCUCGCCAUCCCCACGAGAUGCGGUCGAGGAUCCUACUAACUUCCUGAACAAUCUCCGGCAAUUCAUGUGGACUCUUUCCCGGUUCCUCCCAGGCCAUCAGUCUCUGAGUCUUAUCUCAAGAAAGACUCGACGAAAUGCUCUCGAGUUUCUCUCCGAUCGGAUGGAGUCUGCCGGCCACUGGAACAUCCUACGACGGCGCCUUCAGGUUUAUCUCUCGUCUGGCGAAGACCUUCCGUAUCCAGCGCGGAACUCUCAGGGAGGUCGUGAACUUCGACCGUCUAAUAGCUGCUGUCCCGGACACUCCCCCGGAUAA
This is a messenger RNA of Spirometra erinaceieuropaei, 2377 nucleotides long. The record is from the annotation of a GenBank genome assembly. Lineage: Eukaryota; Metazoa; Platyhelminthes; Cestoda; Diphyllobothriidea; Diphyllobothriidae.